CCGUUUCCGGUUCGUUUCAGCACAACAAUCGCAAUGGCGGCAGCUGGAGAAGCUAACGGAGGAACAGGCAAACUGGAGUUCUCUCUGGAUGUUCCCUUCCCAUCAUCUCGUGAGGCCACCAUCGCUCUGCGGUCGCUCUCCCCGGACAAAGAGCCCCGGAAAGGCGGCAUAAGCAAACUGAUUACAGUGUCUGGAAGCACGCUUUCUGUGAGGUGGAGCGCUGAUGAAGCACGAAUCCUCAGAGUGUCUGUGAACUCGUUUCUCGAUCAUCUAUCCCUUGUUAUGGAGACCAUGGAGAUGUUUGGUCCACCUGUUGCCGUAUGAUGUAUAACAAGUGAUUCUGGACUCUGUUUUUGAUGCUUGGAACUAAC
Messenger RNA from Maylandia zebra (zebra mbuna), 371 nucleotides. It is a transcript of the gene lage3, whose product is annotated as L antigen family member 3. The record is from RefSeq and is a predicted model, not a curated record. Lineage: Eukaryota; Metazoa; Chordata; Actinopteri; Cichliformes; Cichlidae. Gene Ontology annotation, cellular component: EKC/KEOPS complex.